Brettanomyces bruxellensis is the source of this 744-nucleotide messenger RNA. RefSeq lists its product as uncharacterized. Bases 1 to 744 code for a protein of 247 amino acids. NCBI's taxonomy places the organism in Eukaryota, Fungi, Ascomycota, Pichiomycetes, Pichiales, Pichiaceae. The record is from RefSeq and is a predicted model, not a curated record. Gene Ontology annotation, cellular component: membrane; mating projection tip. The transcript has a single exon. Gene Ontology annotation, biological process: conjugation with cellular fusion.
AUGCUGGCCCUAUUUGUUUUGCUAGGAUGCACAAAGUCAAAGCAUGCUUACUCCAAUGUGUAUCUUUUCGAGCUAUCCUUCAACCAGAGCUCUCCCAUACUUAAGAACAUGCAGACAGAUACCAUGAACUCUACACAAAUGGAUACAACAGUCCGCACAAGCUACAUGGGCAGCUGCAUCACUUUUAAUGCAUCAUCUUCAAAUUCUGAGAUGAAGUGUGGCUAUACGGACAGCAUUCUCAGCAAAUACUCGAGUGAGUUGCCUGAGUUCUCUCUCUAUAAUGAAGCCACCAACAGCACAACUGAGGAGAUGAAUCUUGUUGAUUUCAGCUCAUCUCUGCAAAAAAACAAAUCCUUGGUCUCGAAUGUUACGGCAGGUGGAUUUGUUCCUUUAGUGAUUUUUCUCAUUGUGGAAAUUAUCGGUAUGGCGGUAAAUGCUGCCUCCGUUGGGCUUCGUUUCACCAAAUUUAGCGUGCUCACAUACAUUAUAGCUGCUGCAAUUGGGUUCAGUUCGUGGAUUCUAUCCAUUGCCACUCUUUCGUGGAUAGAGGCUCAAAGAAACACAAUUCAAAGCAUGGUUCAUUACAUGUCAUUGGGAUUGUUAAAAGGAUCUAUAAACGGCCGACUGUCAGGAAUUGAGUGGGCUACUUUCUUCAUGACGCUUUUGCAAGGAUUGAUUGGUGGGUUUUUCUGCUGGAAAGAGGCGCAUAAGGAAGCCAAGGACGAGAAGCGGCAAGUUGUGUGA